Manihot esculenta (cassava) is the source of this 1351-nucleotide messenger RNA. RefSeq names its product galactinol synthase 2. The coding region runs from base 110 to 1123 and encodes 337 amino acids. Gene Ontology annotation, molecular function: glycosyltransferase activity. The transcript has 4 exons. The record is from RefSeq and is a predicted model, not a curated record. NCBI's taxonomy places the organism in Eukaryota, Viridiplantae, Streptophyta, Magnoliopsida, Malpighiales, Euphorbiaceae.
CCAUCAACUCAAAUCCAUCAACAAACUCAAGCAACAAAGCAAAUCUUUCAAAUUUUCUCUCUUUCCAAACACAUUUUUUUGUCUCUUCAAGAAAAACUCAAGUGUGAUCAUGGCUCCAAAUCUCACCACCUCCACCAAGACUACCACUUCUCUGGUUAAGCAAGCUAGUUUAUCUAGCCGUGCCUAUGUGACGUUCUUGGCUGGAAAUGGUGACUAUGUGAAAGGUGUUGUGGGGUUGGCCAAGGGGUUGAGAAAGGUUGAUAGCAAGUACCCACUAGUGGUGGCCAUUUUGCCAGAUGUUCCAGAGGAGCACCGUAAGAUUCUGGUGUCUCAAGGGUGCAUAGUCAAGGAGAUUGAACCUGUAUACCCACCUGAGAACCAGACCCAAUUUGCCAUGGCUUAUUAUGUCAUCAACUACUCCAAGCUUCGUAUAUGGGAGUUUGUGGAGUAUAGCAAGAUGAUAUAUUUGGAUGGUGACAUCCAAGUGUUUGAGAAUAUAGACCACCUGUUUGAGUUGGAAGAUGGCUACUUUUAUGGUGUUAUGGACUGCUUCUGUGAGCAGACAUGGAGUAACUCUCCACAGUACAAGAUUGGCUACUGCCAACAGUGCCCUGAUAGGGUUCAGUGGCCUGCUGAGUUGGGUCCUAAACCUCCCCUAUACUUCAAUGCUGGCAUGUUUGUUUUUGAGCCCAACCUGUCCACGUACCAUGACCUGUUGACCACUGUCAAAGUCACCACUCCUACCCUCUUUGCUGAGCAAGAUUUCCUGAACAUGUUCUUCAGGGACAAAUACAGGCCAAUUCCUCCAAUUUACAACCUUGUUUUGGCAAUGCUCUGGCGCCAUCCUGAGAACGUUGAACUUGACAAGCUCAAGGUUGUUCAUUAUUGUGCUGCUGGAUCCAAGCCAUGGAGGUAUACUGGAAAAGAUGCGAACAUGGACAGAGAAGACAUCAAGAUGCUGGUAAAGAAAUGGUGGGACAUUUACAAUGAUGAGUCCUUGGACUACAAGAACACCGUGGGCGCUGCUGGUGGUGGUGGAAUUGAAGGUGGUCUGCAACUACCCUUGGCUGCACUGUCGGAGGGUGGUGUUGUUCACUACAUUAGCGCCCCAUCUGCUGCCUAAGCUGUAUCAGACUAUCAGUAGUGGAAAUGCUUUGUAUAGGGAUGGAUGCAUGAGGCUUUAAUUUACAUAUAGGUGAUAAAAAUUUUAACUUUUGUGAACCCCCAUGUAUUAGAUUGGAGUGGUUUUUUCUGAUGUGAGGACCUUUUAUCCCUCCUCCGUACUGUUGGUUUUCUGAAUUGUUUUUAUAUUAAUAUCAAUAUGGAAAGUGUUUUUAGUUUUUUACUGUAA